AUGCGCAUCGGCCUUGUCCAGUUCUCGCCCGUUGCGGGGAAGACGGUCCGGAACAUAAAGCAGGUGGACAGAAUUCUCCGCGAGUCGGCAGUGGGCCAAUUAGACAUGCUGGUACUGCCUGAGAUGGCCUUUUCCGGGUACUACUUUGCGUCGGCGCAGGACAUUGAGCCCUACCUUGAGCCCACGUCCAGCGGGCACUCGACUCUCUGGGCUCAGCGUGUUGCCAAGCAACUGCGCUGCUUCGUGACUGUCGGGUACCCCGAAAGGACAACGACGAGUCCCGUGCGGCGGUACAGCUCAUGCGUGGUCGUGUCUGACACUGGUGAGGUGGUGGCCAACUACCGCAAGAGUAGCCUCUACUUCCAGGACGAGACAUGGGCAGAGGAGGGAGAGGGCUUCUUUGCGGGGGAGAUGCAGAAGCUCGGCCAGGUUGCCAUUGGCAUCUGCAUGGAUCUGAACCCCUACCAGUUCCGCGCAGCUUGGAGCGAGUUCGAGUUUGCACGCCAUGUGGUGCGUCACAAGGCACGACUGGUCUUGAUGCCGCUGGCAUGGGUGACGGUCCAGGACCCAGCGGAGUUCGACAAGGGGGCCGGGGACCCAGACAAGGCCACCCUGGACUACUGGAUCCGGCGGUUCGAGCCGGUCGCGGGUGGCAACGGUAUCCAUGGCGGUGAGGAGACGGUCGUCGUGCUGGCGAAUCGGUGCGGUCGAGAGGCGGACAACCUCUACGCUGGCACGAGCUGCGUGCUUGGCUUUGGCGGGGGCGAGCCGCACAUCUACGCGGUGGCCAGCCGUAGCUCGGUGGGACUCGUCGUUGCGGAUACUUCUCCUUGA
This is a messenger RNA of Clonostachys byssicola, 834 nucleotides long. The record is from the annotation of a GenBank genome assembly. Lineage: Eukaryota; Fungi; Ascomycota; Sordariomycetes; Hypocreales; Bionectriaceae.